AUGAUGAAAUUAGUUAAUGAUCCUUGUGGCAUUUUUUGCAUAUUAUUCACAUAUUCUUCAAUCAUAUACGCUGACUACGUAGUGAUUCAAUGGGUUGUUUUGCACACUAUGCAAGACAGCUUAUGGGCUCCAUUUCAUAUUGUGCUUUUCAAUACAUUUCUUUUGCUUUUGACAGUAUCACAUUUACGAGCAAUGUUUUCUGAUCCUGGCACUGUACCUCUAUCACAUACUAAUGUUUCUCUAUCAGACUUACGGCAAGUUAAUGAACCUUUAGUGAAAAGAGAAGAUUGGACCAUGUGUACAAGGUGUGAAGCAUACCGACCACCCCGGGCUCAUCACUGUCGAAUUUGUAAGCGCUGCAUUAGACGAAUGGAUCAUCAUUGUCCAUGGAUUAAUAAUUGCGUUGGAGAAAAAAAUCAAAAGUAUUUUGUCCAAUUUCUUUUUUUUGUUUGUAUUAUUUCUGCAUACACUAUCAUGUUAGUUAUCAUGUCAUGGGUGCGCGAGUGCCGGCAGUGUAAAAUGUACGACAUGGAUACUAGACAAACACAAGUCUUACAUUCAGUAAUUUUAAUAAUGGAAAGUGCUCUCUUUGGUAUGUUUGUUAUUGCAAUUUUGUAUGAUCAAAUGGAUGCUAUUUAUAAUGAUCAGACAACUAUUGAACAAACAGUCUACAAACGUCCAAAUCCAUUACAUAGAUAUUUAUUUUCAGUUAUUUGUCGUUGGCCAAAAAUAUCUAGAUCUACAUCCAAACUUAAUAUUCGAUCUGUAUAA
Messenger RNA from Macrosiphum euphorbiae (potato aphid), 771 nucleotides. The record is from the annotation of a GenBank genome assembly. Lineage: Eukaryota; Metazoa; Arthropoda; Insecta; Hemiptera; Aphididae.